AUGCCCUCGCUCUCCUCCUUGGAGGGGAUGGAAGUGAAGACCACCAGCCGCUGGUUGGCGGCGAUCAUGUCGCUGACGAGCGGCCAGUCGCCGCCGCGGCGGGGCAUCCUCGCCGCCGGGAACCAGUACUUGACCAGGCCUGAGUCGUUGAAGGCUCGGGUCAGCCCGUUGGGAGCUCGGACGUAG
Spirodela intermedia is the source of this 186-nucleotide messenger RNA. Lineage: Eukaryota; Viridiplantae; Streptophyta; Magnoliopsida; Alismatales; Araceae. The record is from the annotation of a GenBank genome assembly.